GUCCUAGAAAUCCGGUUCUGAAACUACAGCCUCCGGUAUUGCAUGAAUACACUACUCACAACAACAGCCUUAUUGAACAUGCGCAUUCAUUCUCUGCCAGCAGGAGGCGCUUUCGAACGGUUUCCGCGGUAACAGCAGAACACAAAGCAGCACCGGACUUUGAAACGUGCUGCGCUCAUAUUUAUUUAUAGCUUUUUGAAGUUUAAUCAUCACAUUAAGCUGCAUCGUGAUUCUGGUCUGUACCCAAAUUUAAGACCUCUUGAAAUCAUAAUUAAGACUUUCUUGUACAAUUUAAGACUUUUUAUGACCUUAAAUUUGAUAAAGUAAAUUUAAGACAUUUUAAGACUUUUUAAGUACCCGCGGAAACCCUGAGCUGAAAUCAUUAAAAGGUUAAUAUAUUAUUAGUACUAUCAUUAUACAUUAAUGUUUCAUUACACAUCAUUACCAAAGACCUGUGGUGUUUGAAUCGCACAGAUUUUUCUUCAAAUGGAUUGUUGUGUUCUGUUCCGCACGUGCUGUAUCCCCGCCUCUGCGUUGUCAGGGUAACGUGACGCGUCCUGACGUCAGCCAAGGGUUAGCGCUCGUCGAGCAGUCGUUAUCAUUUCUCGGUAAGGUUUGUCGGUUUAUUAGCGGCGCAGAUGGAGGUGACCGUCACGAUGGACCCGCUGUUUCUGGCCUGGAGCAGCUGCAGGAGGCGGAAGUUCCAGAGAUGCUCGGAUAUCUGCUCAAAGCUCCUGUCAGAAAGCCCGUAUGACCAGGCGGCGUGGAGCUUGAAGACGAGAGCUCUGACGGAGAUGGUGUACAUCGAUGAGGUGGAGGUGGAUCAGGAAGGCAUCGCUGAUAUGAUGUUGGACGAGAGCUCCAUCGCUCAGGUUGCACGUCCAGGAACGUCACUGAGGCUUCCAGGAACGAGUCAGGGCGGAGCGCCCACUCCAGCGGUCAGACCGAUGACUCAGUCAGGGCGUCCCAUCACAGGGUUUGUGAGGCCCAGUACACUGUCUGGAAGACCAGAAACUAUGGAGCAGGCCAUCAGAACCCCCCGAACGGCCAGCACGGCCCGUCCAGUCACCAGUGCUUCUGGCAGAUUUGUCAGAUUGGGAACGGCCUCCAUGCUAACAAAUCCAGAUGGACCAUUCAUUAAUCUUUCUAGGUUAAACUUGGCAAAGUAUGCCAAGAGACCGAACUUGUCCAAGACCUUGUUUGAAUAUAUCUUCCAUCAUGAAAAUGAUGUAAAAAAUGCAUUAGAUCUGGCUGCUCUUGCCACUGAACAUGUUCAGUUCAAAGACUGGUGGUGGAAAGUACAACUGGGAAAAUGCUAUUACAGAUUAGGUUUGCACCGUGAAGCUGAGAAGCAGUUCAGAUCAGCGCUCGCACACCAAGAAUUUGUUGAUACUUACCUCUACCUCGCAAAGGUGUAUCAGCGGCUUGAUCAGCCCAUCACCGCUCUGAACGUGUUCAAGCAAGGCUUGGAUCACUUCCCCGCCGAGGUCACGCUGCUCACGGGAAUUGCACGCGUCCAUGAGGAAAUGAAUAACAUAACCUCAGCCACAGAAUACUAUAAAGAAGUAUUAAAGCAGGACAACACGCACGUGGAGGCCAUUGCCUGUAUUGGCAGCAAUCAUUUUUACACAGACCAGCCGGAGAUUGCCCUGCGCUUUUACAGGCGUUUGCUGCAGAUGGGGGUGUUCAACUGCCAGCUGUAUAACAAUCUGGGCCUGUGCUGUUUCUACGCCCAGCAGUAUGAUAUGACCCUGUCGUCCUUUGAGAGAGCUUUAGCCCUGGUGUCCAGUGAUGAGGAACAGGCCGAUGUCUGGUAUAAUCUGGGACAUGUUGCAGUGGGCAUUGGUGAUUUGACUCUGGCUUACCAAUGCUUUAAACUGGCCUUGGCUUUUAACAAUAACCACGGUGAGGCUUACAAUAACUUGGCCGUGUUGGAGCUACGGAAAGGCCGCAUCGAGCAGGCGAAAGCUUUUCUGCAGACUGCUGCUUCUUUGUCUCCUCACAUGUAUGAGCCGCAUUUUAACUUUGCCACUCUCUCUGAUAAGGUGGGCGAUCUUCAAAGUAGCUACAUGGCUGCUCAGAAGUCAGAGGAUGCUUUUCCUGAGCAUGUGGACACUCAGCAGAUCCUGAAAAACCUCAGGCAACAUUUUGCCACUCUAUGAGACGACUUAACAGUUAUCACAUCACUGUUUAGGGUUAAACAUGACCUGCAAGGAUUGUAGCUAGAUAGAUAUAUGUAUAUAUAGACAUAUUCUGCCUGACAUUGCCUGAAUACAGUUUUUAUAAUUAAAAAAAUAUAUAAAAAUGAUAAUAAAAAUUGCAUUGUUUUUUUUCCAAAA
Messenger RNA from Onychostoma macrolepis, 2339 nucleotides. RefSeq names its product tetratricopeptide repeat domain 8 (gene ttc8). The coding region runs from base 639 to 2162 and encodes 507 amino acids. Gene Ontology annotation, molecular function: protein binding. The record is from RefSeq and is a predicted model, not a curated record. NCBI's taxonomy places the organism in Eukaryota, Metazoa, Chordata, Actinopteri, Cypriniformes, Cyprinidae. The transcript has 14 exons. Gene Ontology annotation, cellular component: ciliary basal body; BBSome; non-motile cilium. Gene Ontology annotation, biological process: non-motile cilium assembly.